Molecule: messenger RNA, 1536 nt
Organism: Brettanomyces nanus
Lineage: Eukaryota; Fungi; Ascomycota; Pichiomycetes; Pichiales; Pichiaceae
Exons: 1
Coding region: 1-1536 (511 amino acids)
Molecular function (GO): protein binding
Source: RefSeq, a predicted model, not a curated record
AUGAGUCUCAUUAAAAGCAAUAUCAAAGGUGUGGACGACAGCAACUACUGGGUGAAAAGUCAGGUGGGUGCGAAGUUCCACGAUAACUUGACGGUUGAAAAAUCAUCGCUGGGUGGACUCGGAUUAUUCUAUGACGGAAAUGAGAUUGAUCAAGAUACAGAAAUCUUAAGGAUUUCCAGUGAUUGUACGUUAAGUAUACAUCAAUGUAUGAAGAUUAUGAAUUCAGGAGUUGAUGACAAAGGAACUUUUGCCAAAACUUUCAUCCAAAAGUGUCUUGACUUUUAUUGUAAUGGCAAAGUUACCGAGAGCCGAAUUCUUAUAUGCUACUGUAUAAGUAUGGAGGUGCUAAAUCGAAUAGAAAAAUUGGACAGCUUGAAAGGAACAGGUUUUGUGAGAAACUACUUAAAGAUCCUUCUAAACACUCGAGUGAGUAAUGUUGACUGCGAUAGUCUAUCUCUACUUGAGUAUUACAAGGAGGAAUUUAAGGGUAAUUCUUUAUUUGACUCUGUCUAUAAACAAUUGAUUAACGGAGAUUGUGAGGAGUUUGCCAAAUUCAUCGAGGUGGAAGCUUUGGAAAAUGUUUAUGGAGAAGUGAUUUCCGCUGAAGAGAUACAGCAUUUAGUGACAGCAAUAAGAUCCAGAAUCUUGGAAAUCCCUAGAGAAACAGAAAGUGAGGGCGACUUUACCAUAGAUAUCACUUUAGUUCCGAUAUUGGAUUUUGCGAAUCACGACAACGACAAAGUGAAUGCCUAUUUUGAUGUUGAUAGAGUUAACGGAGAUAUCAUAUUAAAAUUGGAUAAAGAUAAGAUUAAAGGAAGCAAGGGUAAACAUGAGGUGUUGAUCAGUUACUCAAGGAUUGAAGAUAUGAAUCGGUUUUUCCUCAACUAUGGAUUUAUUCCGAGAUCCAAGGGUAUAAAAUUGAUAGAGAUUCCCUUCUGGGGAUAUUAUAAGGAUAAGGAGAUACCCUUGAAUGUUACAGAAAUACUAUACAAGUUACAGGAGACACCUAAUUUGCAAUUCGUGGUGAAGACGGAUGAGGAAGGAGAUGUACAAGAUGUUAAAAUAAACAUGCUUGAUGAUUACUCUUUUUUGACUAUGGCAAAUGUGCAAUGGGAUAAGUACUUUAUAGAAGGGGAAGAGGAAGAUGAGGAAGAAAUAGUCAGUACAUUGAUGGAAAAGAUGAGCGUGGAUGAAAUUAAUGUAGCCAUGUUCAAAAUGAUGAAGUUAGUGAACAAAUACAUCAAAGAGUAUCCAUCCAAAUUGAAGAACUUCCUUGCAAUAGCUGACGAAUACGAACUAAAUCUCGGAGAAACAAGAAAUAUAGUGGAAAUGAUUAAAUUUGAAGAACAAAUAGCCGAAAAAUUCAAUGCAAUUUACGAGAAAAAGAAACCUCAAGAUGCAAAGGAUGCAUUUGACAUGAUAGUGCCACCUGACGAAUGUGAUGAGAAUUGGACCAAAGUCAGGAUGUAUCCGAUAUAUAAUUUCGAGCAAGAAUUGCUGGACCAGCAAAUUAAAAUAGAACAGAUGACAUUAUGA